Eublepharis macularius is the source of this 1269-nucleotide messenger RNA. It is a transcript of the gene SFXN4, whose product is annotated as sideroflexin 4. Gene Ontology annotation, cellular component: mitochondrial inner membrane. The transcript is spliced from 14 exons. The record is from RefSeq and is a predicted model, not a curated record. Lineage: Eukaryota; Metazoa; Chordata; Lepidosauria; Squamata; Eublepharidae. Gene Ontology annotation, molecular function: monoatomic ion transmembrane transporter activity. The coding region runs from base 29 to 1012 and encodes 327 amino acids. Gene Ontology annotation, biological process: monoatomic ion transport; mitochondrial transmembrane transport.
CGCUUUCCGGCGUUUUGCGUGGAGCCUCAUGGAUUCGAAUCUGCGAUUCUGGAAGAGCGAGGGCAAAACUUUUUCCCAGAGAUUUUUUCACUGGAUAGAUAUUUUGGACCCUUUGCUCUUAUUUAAAUCCCAGGAGGAAAUCAAAACAUCCAGAGAACUUUUACUAACUAGUGGGCCAGAUAUCACAAAGUCCUUACUGAACAAAAAGAUAAAAGAAGCCUGGAAUCUAAGUUUGUUUUGUGUUUGUUUUUUUUCCUUGAAGGCCUCGGUAAAUCCUAGCACUGGAGAUAUAGUGCCUCCUAUAUUUCGGCUACCAGCUUUCCUGCCGCUUACUGUUCCAUUGGUCCUUGGAACUUCAUUACUGCCCAACGGAGUGAAGCAUGCAUUUUUGGGGCAGUUGCUUUUCCACACAUAUAUAACUUCAUUCAACUUGGCACAUGGAAAUACUACACGGAAACCAGAAGAGUUUCCACACAAGCAGAUGCUUCUCACCACAGGGGCAAUUGUGUAUUCUGCGAGCACAGGCGCUUUCCCUCACUACAUCUUGACUCGCUUUCAACUGCAGAGUCCUGCGCAACUGUUCUUGAAGAAAAUUAUACCAGCCCCACUGACAGCCUUCUUGUGUGCAUUUAAUGUAUUGAUAAUCCGAGGAGAAGAGUAUGAGAGUGGGAUAGAAAUAAUGGAUAGCAAUGGCUGCAUUGUUGGAGUGUCAAAGAAAGCAGGAGAAAAGGCAGUAAAAGAAACAGCGUUUUCCAGAGCAGUAAUGAUUGGGACAGCAUUAUUUAUUCCAGAUAUUGCUCUACACUACUUAAAACGCACAAAUAUUUUAAUCCGAAAUCCACUUGUUUGCAGUCCCCUGAAAUUUAUUAUGAUGGUUUCAGUCCUUGGAGUGAUGAUACCUGUUUCAUUUAGUUGGAUGCCACAAUUAGGAACGAUUCAACGGAGUUUAAUUGAGCCAGAAAUAAUCUCAUCUACUGAAGAAACAGAGUUCUUUUACAACAGGGGGGUUUAAAUGGAGAAUUUGAUAACUUGUAGGUUGGUUGGUGAUACAUUCAUUUGAAAGUUUUGUUUCUAAGCUUAAAGAAGUAUCUUGAUUCUUUCCAACUUGUGCUUUUGGAUUAUGUGAUGAGUUUGCAUAAUGUGUGGAAAGUGUAACAACUUUGCCAAUACAACUGAGAGAAAGAAACAUAUCACUGAUGCCGUCUCAAAAGAGACUGGAUUUAAUUUUGUGAUCUCUGUAUGUAGCUAUUAAAAGCCCAUGAUGGAGAA